AGAUGAUUCAGUAGUGACAGGAAGCCGACUGCCUUGCCCACUGCUCGCCAGAGUCAGUGGUGUUGGCAUCAGCUUGGGCAGGUGUGUGUGCGGCACAGGAUGAAGGGGCCAUGGUGAGGAGCCCUCACCCUCAGCCUUACAGCCUCUUCCCCAAGCCAACAUGAGUGCCGAGCUGGAGCUGCUGUGGCCGGUGUCGGGAUUAUUGCUGCUGCUGUUGGGGGCCACAGCCUGGCUGUGUGUCCACUGCUCCCGCCCAGGAGUGAAGAGAAAAGAGAAAAUCUACGAGCAGAGGAACCGGCAAGAAAAUGCACAGAGCUCAGCUGUGGCUCAGACAUACUCCCUGGCCAGGCAGGUGUGGCCAGGACCCCAGAUGGACACAGCUCCAGACAAGUCAUUUGAAAGGAAGAACAAGAUGCUGUUCUCCCACCUUGAGGGUCCUGAGUCCCCUAGGCACCAGAACUUCUACAAAGGAAGUAGCCAGGAGCCUGAUGCUGCCUAUGUAGACCCCAUCCCUACAGACUACUACAACUGGGGAUGUUUCCAGAAACCCUCAGAAGACAACGAUUCCAACUCCUACGAGAAUGUGCUCAUCUGCAAGCCCAGCACCCCCGAGUCAGGUGUCGAGGACUUUGAGGAUUACCAGAACUCAGUAUCCAUCCAUCAGUGGCGAGAGUCCAAGAGGACUAUGGGUACACAAAUGUCCCUAUCAGGAAGCCCAGAUGAGGAGCCAGACUAUGUGAAUGGGGAUGUGGCCGCAGCAGGGAACAUCUAGGAGAGAACCAAUCAAUCAGAAGGAAGAAGGGCCUGAGGAUCAGGGAUGUGAGCGGGAACUGAAGCCUUUACUGCCUGCUGAAUAAAGCCUGUUCUCCAGGGAUGCUCAAGUUUCACACCCUGGCCGUGGCUGCUCCACAGCCUGGGAGACGCUGGGAAUCGCCAGAGUCCCAAACCCCAAGUGAUGCCCUGGACUUCUUUGGGGGCAAAGCAAGUGCCCAGGGGAUAUUGACUGUGCUGACUGGAAGCCCAAGACCUGAGGCAAGAUGUGACCCCAGUCUCACAUCUAAAAUGAGGCACAACAGUGGCAUUUGUGGGUUUUGUUUUUGUCUUGGCUGCAGGAUCUCACUAAGUUACUCAGGCUGAUCUCAAACUUGUAACCCUCAGUCCUAGUGUUGGGAUCGCGUCCUACCAGGUUUUUUUUUUUUUUCCUUUCUUUGUUUGGACCUCAGAUUACUUAUGUCGACUUCUAGGACUGUUGCUAUGACUCUUUUUGUAGUUAACUAAAGUUGCUGGAGUCGUAUUUAAUAUUGUCAAUGUCAGGGGAUUCCCUGUCUCAGAGCAUUAUGUGUACUAACUGUAGCAGAGGAAUGGGGUAACCUGGGAUCACUUUGGUUUCUUAGUGGGCUCCAGCUUGUUCUGAUCUUCCAUUCCUGCGGGCGGGGACUUUGUGCGAUGGUGAUAGGGAAAUAAAACUACCCCCUCACCAAACACCAAUAAACCCUGUGAGUGUGAGAGCAAACACUGCACACAUGCCUUUGUUUAAACACCUUCCCCUGUGUGUGUUCUUAGGGCUGAAUGUCUCUGUUGUUGCUCUCCGUUAUUAUUUUUUUUUUUAAAGACAGUCACACUGUGUAGCCCCUGGCUACCCUGGUACUUGCUUUAUAAACCAGGCUGACCCACCCUGAUGAGAGACCCUGUCUGCUUCUACUUCCUGGAUACAGGGCUGAA
Molecule: messenger RNA, 1722 nt
Organism: Mus caroli (Ryukyu mouse)
Lineage: Eukaryota; Metazoa; Chordata; Mammalia; Rodentia; Muridae
Gene: Lat2
Product: linker for activation of T cells family member 2
Biological process (GO): B cell receptor signaling pathway; B cell activation; calcium-mediated signaling
Cellular component (GO): plasma membrane
Source: RefSeq, a predicted model, not a curated record